Molecule: messenger RNA, 652 nt
Organism: Meloidogyne enterolobii
Lineage: Eukaryota; Metazoa; Nematoda; Chromadorea; Rhabditida; Meloidogynidae
Source: the annotation of a GenBank genome assembly
AUGAAUAUAAUGCGUCGAGCAGACCAACAACAAUUAUUACCGUCACCUUAUUCUUAUUCAACAACACCUACCUCUACACCAACAACAAUUCGAAGACUGCCAGUAAUAAAUCCUCAACAGCAACAAAUGCAACUUAACAGUCAUUCACAGCAUCAUCAACAGCAGCAUUUUAUUCUUCCUUCUUCUUCUUCAAAUCGUUUUACAUCUUCAACAAAUAUUGCUCAUAAUAACAAUAUUCCUGUAUUUUUACAGCAACAAACAAAUAUUCCAAUGGAUUAUAAUAAUAUCCAACAACAUGCUCAAUUAAAUUAUCAUCAAAGAGCAACAACAAUGACAGAAUAUAGGCCAGGGUUGGAACCUAUUGAUACGCAUGGUUUGUUUUUUUUUGGAAAUUUUGUUGAUAUAAGGUUUUGUCGUCACUGAGUAGGAAACUGGAACGCCUUUUUAAUUUAUUUAUUUAUGGAGUGAUUCGUUUUAUUGCGUUUCUGGUCAUUGCUACAAAUAAGAAAGCUUGCCGUCCUGAUUUCUGCAAAUCAAGAAUUUAAUUUUUAUGGCGGCACGUUUAACGAUUUUAUACUUACAGAGAUUUUGUGUCAACUUUUUGUAGAAUCAUUAGACCUACCACCCCUCUACUAUUUCCCUAUGUUUUUUU